CAUUACUUAGGUCCUCAUUUGAGCUCCUCCUCCGCCGCCAUCUUGCCCUCAGUGCCGUGAGAUCCGCCGGACAGAGACGACGAUGCUCUCCCGACUCGCCCUUCGCUCCGUACAGGAAACCAGACCUUUUCUGGUGGCUGUGCGGCCAACAAGCACCACUGCCGUUAACAAGGCUACAGAGCGCGAUGAGGUAAACUUCCCCCGCCGCGUCAGGCCUAUUGAACCUGGCAAGGUGCGAAUGGGCUUCUUGCCAGAGGAGUGGUUCCAGUUCUUCUACUCAAAGACUGGUGUCACUGGCCCUUAUAUGUUUGGAGUUGGCCUUACCACCUUCCUCUGCUCCAAGGAAAUCUACGUCAUGGAACACGAGUUUUACACUGGUUUGUCCAUUUUCGUCCUGGCUAUGUAUGCUAUCAAGAAGUUGGGCCCUGGUAUUGCCAACUAUUUGGACAAGGAGAUUGAGGAUAUUGAGGGCAGCUGGGUGAAGUAUCGCGAGGAUAGUGUCAAAGGUCUCAAGCAGGCUAUUGAAGAUGAGAAGGCCGCCCAGUGGGAAGCUGAAGGUCAGAAAAUACUCUUUGAUGCCAAGCGAGAAAAUGUUGCACUCCAGCUUGAAGCUGCUUACAGAGAGAGGCUGGCAACUGUUCAUUCUGAGGUCAAGAAAAGGUUGGACUACCAACUGGAGACUGCCAACGUCAAAACUCGCAUUGAGCAGAAGCACAUGGUUAACUGGAUUGUAAACAACGUUAAGUCCUCCAUCACUCCUGCUCAGGAGGCAGCUGCUCUGAAGCAGUGCUUUGCUGACCUCAAGGGUCUUGCUCCCCAAACUGCCUAAAUUAUGAAUAUUUUUCUAUUUUGAGCUUUUUUUUUUUUCCCAGUCAGAUCAUAUUUAGCUGUUUAUUUGUAUAGAAAAUUUUAUUCCAUAACCUUUUGGGCAGUAGGUCUUAUUGGGUUCAAGAUGACAUCAGCAUUGUGGUUGUGGUUCAUAGUGGAAAUGAUGAGCUUCUCAUUCCAUUGUCAUUAAUGUAGUUUACUUGAUGCUCCACAACAAACCAAUAAUGAAUAACUACCAGUGACAAAACCAAGUGUACUAUGUACAAUUUUCUUAAUAAAAAUUUAUGUACAGUGGAUAUGUAAAUAAAUGACAGAUGUCAGUUUAA
Penaeus monodon (black tiger shrimp) is the source of this 1154-nucleotide messenger RNA. RefSeq names its product ATP synthase subunit b, mitochondrial-like (gene ATPsynB). Gene Ontology annotation, biological process: proton motive force-driven ATP synthesis. The record is from RefSeq and is a predicted model, not a curated record. Lineage: Eukaryota; Metazoa; Arthropoda; Malacostraca; Decapoda; Penaeidae. The coding region runs from base 83 to 829 and encodes 248 amino acids. Gene Ontology annotation, molecular function: proton transmembrane transporter activity. The transcript has 5 exons.